CUAUAAAUAUAUAUACAAGUUGUAAAUCAAAAGCUAUUACUACUACUAUAGUGCAGAAAAUAUUUCCAUAUCUUUUAGGGUUAUUUGUACUCGUGUCUGCAACAUGAAUAAAUUCUUCAAAAGCUCGAAAAUGCCACUGAGUCUCUUUAAUGAUGUCAACCGACUAGUCCAAUUAUCUGCACGCAGUCAUAGGGCCCGGCAGCUGUGCCAACUUGUUGAAACAGAUGAGUCCCGAAGAUUAAUGGAGGGUAUCGUUACAAGUUCUGUAAAUUAUGUUCCAUUAACACCCAUAAGUUUCUUGGAGAGAGCAACAAAUGUUUUCUACGACAGAACAUCGGUUGUAUUUGGCUCUUCUGUGAGGUACACUUGGGAAGAGACACACUCUAGGUGUCUAAAACUUGCUUCUGCUUUGGUUCAACUUGGGAUUUCUAGGGGAGAUGUGGUUGCAAUUCUGGCUCCCAAUGUACCAGCAAUGCAGGAACUGCAUUUUGCAGUCCCAAUGGCCGAAGCAGUUCUUUGUACAUUAAAUACUCGUCUUGAUUCAUCAAUGAUAGCUGACUUGCUGAAACAUUCAGAAGCCAAGAUCAUAUUCGUUGAUCAAAAAUUGUUCCAAAUUGUUCAAGGAGCACUCAAUCUUCUAUCAAAAGACAAAACAAUUAAAAGACCGAUUCUUGUGUUAAUCCCUGAAUCUGAGAAUUCCUCUCCUCCCAUAAACGAGACAUAUGAUAUUUAUGAAUACGAAACUCUUUUGGCAAGUGGGAGUAGCAAUUUCACAAUAAGGUGGCCCAAAGCUGAAUUGGACCCAAUCAGUAUAAAUUACACUUCUGGCACAACGUCAUCACCUAAAGGGGUUGUGUACAGUCACAGAGGUGCAUAUCUCAAUGCUAUUGCAAUUUUUUUGGGUCAUGGCAUGGGUCCGAUGUCUACGUACCUUUGGACACUUCCAAUGUUUCACUGCAACGGAUGGUGCUUGAUUUGGGGAAUGGCUGCAUUGGGUGGAACAAACAUUUGCCUUAGGCAUGUCACUGCAAAACAUAUAUUUGAAAGUAUUUCUCUCCACAAUGUCACGCAUAUGAGCGCAGUACCAACUGUCUUGAAUAUGAUAGCAAAUUCUCCACCUAAUGAAAGGAAUCCACUUCCACAUAAGGUCGAAAUAAUGACGGGUGGAUCACCACCGCCUACACAAAUCCUUUCCAAAAUGGAGCAACUCGGAUUUGGAGUAUCCCAUGGAUAUGGACUAACAGAGACUUACAGUGCAGCUACAUCUUGCUUGUGGAAGCCCGAGUGGGAUUCUUUGCCCCUUGAGGAACGAGCCACAAUUAAAGCGAGACAAGGGGUGCAACAUCUUUGUGUUGAAAAAGUUGAUGUUAGAGACCCUGAGACCAUGGAAAAGGUGCCAGCUGAUGGAAAGACCAUUGGUGAGAUUGUGUGCCGAGGGAAUACUGUGAUGAGUGGAUAUUUGAAGGAUGCUAAAGCAACCGAAGAAGCUUUUAAAGGAGGAUGGUUUCACACUGGUGAUCUUGCGGUGAAAUAUCCAAAUGGCUACAUAGAAAUUAAGGAUCGGCUGAAAGAUAUUAUAGUUUCUGGAGGUGAAAAUAUAAGCACACUCAAUGUGGAAAGUGUUUUAUAUAGUCAUCCAGCAGUUAUUGAAGCAGCAGUAGUCGCACGACCAGAUGAUCAUUGGGGACAAACACCUUGUGCAUUCGUGAAGUUGAAAGAAGGAUUUGAAGAAAUUACAUCACAUGAAAUAAUUAAAUUUUGUAGAGAUCAUUUGCCUCAUUACAUGGCACCUCGAACAGUCCUUUUUGAAGAUUUACCAAAAACAUCAACUGGCAAGGUACAAAAAUUCAUCUUGAGGGAGAAAGCAAAAGCUUUGGGCAGUCUUUUCAACGCUGAAAGAGAAGUGCAAUAAGUGUAUAGCAAAAAAAUGUGCGGACAUCACUUAUUAUUCUUUGCUAUUUACUGGUAUUGUUAAUGAUAUGUGUUCGCAACAAAUUUUCGUCGACGCUGAAAAUUAAUUGCAAACAAAAAUAAAAUAAACAAAAAGAAUAAUUUUAUUUAAGGAAUUUUGCGGG
Messenger RNA from Capsicum annuum, 2075 nucleotides. Its product is annotated as butanoate--CoA ligase AAE1-like. The record is from RefSeq and is a predicted model, not a curated record. NCBI's taxonomy places the organism in Eukaryota, Viridiplantae, Streptophyta, Magnoliopsida, Solanales, Solanaceae. The transcript has 2 exons. Bases 104 to 1912 code for a protein of 602 amino acids.